AUGAAGAAAGAGAAUCAUACUUUGGUGAGUGAGUUUACGUUCCAGGGUUUCUCCAGCUUCCAUGAGCACCAGCUCACCCUCUUUGUUGUAUUUCUUGUACUGUACAUAUUAACCCUGGCAGGCAAUAUCAUCAUUGUGACCAUCAUUAGCCUUGAUCAUCACCUCCACACCCCCAUGUACUUCUUCCUCAACAUGCUUUCAGCUUCAGAGACCAUGUACACACUUGUCAUUAUUCCCAAGAUGCUCUGUAACCUCAUAGGCCUGAGUCAGCCCAUUUCCUUGGCAGGUUGUGCCACUCAGAUGUUCUUCUUCACCACUCUGGCCAUCAACAAUUGCUUCCUACUCACAGCGAUGGGUUAUGACCGCUAUGUGGCUAUUUGCAACCCCUUGAGGUACUCUGUCAUCAUGAACAAGAAGGUGUGUACUCAGUUGGUAUGGGGGGCCUGCAGCAUUGGCCUAAUUGUAGCCAUGACACAGGUGUCUGCUGUGUUCAGGCUGCCCUUCUGUACCACGAAGGUGGCCCACUUCUUCUGUGACAUCCAACCUGUGAUGAAGCUGUCUUGCAUUGACACAACUGUCAAUGAGAUCCUAACUUUGAUCAUCAGUGUGCUAGUGAUCCUGGUUCCCAUGGGAUUGGUUUUCAUUUCCUACAUCCUCAUCAUCUCCACCAUCCUCAAGAUCACCUCUGCUGAGGGCCGGAAGAAGGCCUUUGCCACCUGUGCUUCUCAUCUCACUGUGGUCGUUGUCCACUAUGGCUGUGCUUCCAUUGCCUACCUCAAGCCCAAGUCAGAGAACACUAGGGAUCAGGAUCAGCUGAUUUCAGUGACCUACACCGUCAUCACCCCCUUACUGAACCCUGUGGUAUACACCCUGAGGAACAAAGAGGUCAAGGAUGCUCUGCUCCGGGUCAUUAGCAAGAAGCUUUCCUGA
Equus quagga is the source of this 930-nucleotide messenger RNA. Its product is annotated as olfactory receptor 10J1-like. The record is from RefSeq and is a predicted model, not a curated record. Gene Ontology annotation, biological process: G protein-coupled receptor signaling pathway. The transcript has a single exon. Gene Ontology annotation, molecular function: G protein-coupled receptor activity; olfactory receptor activity. NCBI's taxonomy places the organism in Eukaryota, Metazoa, Chordata, Mammalia, Perissodactyla, Equidae. Bases 1 to 930 code for a protein of 309 amino acids. Gene Ontology annotation, cellular component: membrane.